AUGGCUCUUGACGUUGACAAAGUUCUUCAUUUUAUUCUUCAACUACUUGUUGUUAUACAAUUAAUAGCUGUUGCUAUUUUGUAUGUUAAUGUACUUCCAUUCCCAGAUCCUCCCCAACAAAAGACAUCAAAUCUUACUGGUUUACCAAUAUGGAUCAGCGAUUCUCCUCAUUUUACUGUCGUAAAUGAAACUGUGGGUAUUAUUGAAUAUGUUGCUGCUUUUAUCACCGGUGUACUUGCGAUUUUUUGUGUCUACGUUAAACUACGCAAAAGACCUCCUGUUCGAGUACCUUCCGAUGAUCAUCCUUCAAACAACCAACCGGCUGCCGAAGAAAUACUUUGGACAGAAAUGCUUUUCAACACUAUUGUCACCGGUUAUGUAAUUGUCACCUUUAUAGCUUUGAUUACUGCCGCUAUAUUUCAAAUAGGCAAACUAUGGGCUGCUUUUGGAAUCUAUCAUAAUGUUUUAGAACUUUGCCUUGCUGCGGCAUUGUUACAGAGUGGAGCAUUCAAUUAUAUCAUUGGCGUUAUAGUUAUAGUAGUAUAUUCAAUUUCUGCUGUCGCAAUCUCCAGUUUGAUUCUAGACUUUUUGCUACCUGCCCUAUUCUUCCGUCUUGCACUAAGUACUCAUCGUCGAAGAAAAGGUGAAUCUCACCCACUUUUAAGUAAUAAUCCCUUUGAUACACACAACCUUGCUCCUCAGUCCCAGUUAAACUGUUUGGUCAUUGCUGCUACUAUACAUCUCAUUGGGAAUUUAUCAAAUGUACUUGGAAAAGAUAUGCCAAUCCCAACAACUAUAUUCAACCUGUCAUACUUUGUUGCUUUUCCGAUUUACGCCUAUUAUGUACAUCAAGCCGAGAAAGAUCGGGCUAAAUAUAUGGUUCCAAAAACAUCUCUUUACCAAUUCAUUUUGUUGAUUUUGUGGGCUGCUUCUUCAAGUGCUAUUGUUGUCUUGACCUCAUUUUAUCGCCAAAAAUAUAACUUCUAA
This is a messenger RNA of Cetraspora pellucida, 987 nucleotides long. The record is from the annotation of a GenBank genome assembly. NCBI's taxonomy places the organism in Eukaryota, Fungi, Glomeromycota, Glomeromycetes, Diversisporales, Gigasporaceae.